Molecule: messenger RNA, 604 nt
Organism: Leptomonas pyrrhocoris
Lineage: Eukaryota; Euglenozoa; Kinetoplastea; Trypanosomatida; Trypanosomatidae
Exons: 1
Coding region: 338-604 (88 amino acids)
Source: RefSeq, a predicted model, not a curated record
GCGUCGCCGAAUGCCGCCUUCCUUUUCUUCUACCACCGUGAAGGGGCGGAACCAUCUUCAGGGUCUCCUCCGCGUCUGCGCCUUCCAAGAGGCCAGCAUUGAUCAGCCGAGUCGCGACUGUUUCGCAAAAAGCGUGCCUGUCGGCUCCGCGUCCUGCGUGUGCGGCUCAACCCCGAUGGUGUGCCAGACGUCGCCAAAUCGACUGCGCGUGGCGGAACUCAUACGUGCCACGACCGGGUCCAGGUUCAUUUGGUGAGGCGUCGACCUUCAGUAACGGCAGCGUCAGCGUCUGCUCCUGUGAGGCCACCCGGACCGUCUUGUGUCGCCGGGUGAGCGUAUGGCGAGAACCCCCCCCCCCUCCCCGGGCAAUUUGCACGCCAUUUCCGGCGGGACCCAUGGAUCUUCUACUUCGUGUGUGGUGUCGGUACAAAGGCUCGAGACAUCACUUUGCGUCAUUGUCUCUGUGCGAUUCAAAAGUACCGAGUGCGGCCCCGAUGUAGCCGGGCGGUGCUGCGAGAGAAAAGCCUCCGGAUUGUCCGCGUGCUCUCCCAAAGUGGUGACCGUGUGCAGACCUGGUGAGGUUGCAACCGCCGUUGUUUGGUAG